Messenger RNA from Pungitius pungitius (ninespine stickleback), 4753 nucleotides. It is a transcript of the gene igf1, whose product is annotated as insulin-like growth factor 1. Gene Ontology annotation, biological process: negative regulation of apoptotic process; insulin-like growth factor receptor signaling pathway; cell population proliferation. Lineage: Eukaryota; Metazoa; Chordata; Actinopteri; Perciformes; Gasterosteidae. Gene Ontology annotation, cellular component: extracellular region. Gene Ontology annotation, molecular function: hormone activity; growth factor activity; insulin-like growth factor receptor binding. The transcript is spliced from 5 exons. Bases 784 to 1341 code for a protein of 185 amino acids. The record is from RefSeq and is a predicted model, not a curated record.
ACGUCAGAUGGCUUUUCCUGCUUUUUCUGUGCUCCAAACAGUAGCAUAUUUUUAUCACUUUCCCUUUAGAUCACAUGUAUUUCGCUUUUUAUUUCGUUUUUAUUAGGUAUUCAAGUCAGUAGCACCGCGGUGACUUAGAGGGAAACUGUUUUUUAAUGAUUGAUUUCAACGUUAAUCGAAUCAGACUUUGGAUAGAAGGGCUGUUGAAUUACGCGGUGCCAAAUUACGCACAACAACCAGCAGCCACAUCAAACCCUCCAGCUUCUUCUCCUCCACGAGCUCUCAGUGCACACAGAAAAAGUGUGUGCGGGCGUGCAUGUGCGUGCGGGCGUGUGUGUGUGUGUGUGUGCGCGCGCGCGACCGCGCGCGCUGGAUGGGCAGCACCGCUUUUUUCUGUCUUGAUCUGAACUACUAACCAAGUCUUAAGAGAGAUCAAAAUUCAAUCCCGUUCUGAGAAGAAAAAAAAAAAAAGAGAAAUGACGUUAUUUGAAUAUGUGCCCAAAAUCCUUAAUGAAUAACUUAGGACGAGUAGGAGGCAAAUGCUGCCCCAGCUGUUUCCUGUUGAAAAUGUCUGUGUAAUGUAGAUAAAUGUGAGGGAUUUUCUCUCUAAAUCCGACUCCUGUUCGCUAAAUCUCACUUCUCCAAAACGAGCCUGCGCAAUGGAACAAAGUCGGAAUAUUGAGAUGUGACAUUGCCCGCAUCUCAUCCUCUUUCUCCCCCGUUUUUUAAUGACUUCAAACAAGUUCCUUUUCGCCGGGCUUUGUCUCGCGGAGACCCGUGGGGAUGUCUAGCGCUCUUUCCUCUCAGUGGCGUUUAUGUGAUGUCUUCAAGAGUGCGAUGUGCUGCAUCUCCUGUGGCCACACCCUCUCACUACUGCUGUGCGUCCUCAGCCUGACUCCGGCGGCGACGGGGGCGGGUCCAGAGACCCUGUGCGGGGCGGAGCUGGUCGACACGCUGCAGUUUGUGUGUGGAGAGAGAGGCUUUUAUUUCAGUAAACCAGGCUAUGGCCCCAAUGCACGGCGGUCACGCGGCAUCGUGGACGAGUGCUGCUUCCAAAGCUGCGAGCUGCGGCGCCUUGAGAUGUACUGUGCCCCCCCAAAGACCGGCAAACCUACCCGCUUUGUGCGUGCGCAGCGCCACACAGACAUGCCGAGAGCACCCAAGGUUAGUACCGCAGGGCACAAAGUGGACAGGAGCACAGAGCGUAGGACAGCACAGCAGCCAGACAAGACAAAAAACAAGAAGAGACCAUUACCUGGACAUAGUCAUUCAUCUUUCAAGGAGGUGCAUCAAAAAAACUCAAGUCGAGGCAACGCAGGGGGCAGAAAUUACCGAAUGUAGGGAAGGCGCGAAUGGACAAAUGCCCAGCAACUUGGGAAGAGAGAAGGAAUUGGCCUUACCUGGUACCCCUGUGGAAUGGUUCACUGUAAAAGAAAACAGAGGAUGCUAACACAUCUUCUAAAGGUUCUUCAAAAUGAUUGAAACCUGAGAGCUAAGUGGUGUUUAAGGGUUUGAUGAGGGAUCUUGUGAUUAUUUUAUACACUGCACCAUUCCAUAUCGGGAGGAAUUCUUUCUAAAUGCAAGGUAACAGACUAGUUUAGCUGCUGAGACACGAACAAGCGCUUACCUCCGUGUGUGAGCUGCAGCUCCAGCAAAGGUGGGAAACCCAUCGGGACUUCAGCCAAUCAAAGAGCUGCGGGCUGUGUUUAAGAAUGAGUGUCGUGUACCCUGAACUAUUGCAGGGGGUAAAUAUGUUUACUCUGCGAGAGUGGAUUCAUUCACUCCUUUAGUAAGACAGGAUACCAUGCCAGCGGUCCCCGAUUACAGUUAUUACCCCAGGUUGUCUUUAUUCACCGUGCAUUGGCCAGGAUACUUUUAAUAAGUAAAACCAGGUUUGCUUUCAAGGGCAAAGACCGGGUUGCUCUUCAUCAGAGUUCAAACAUUGUUUUAGUGAUUUUACCUUGAGCUUGACUCCCAAAGUGGAGCCCCAUGAAGUUUUGAGUCCAAUCCAAACCCCUCUUAAACCUCAGAAAGCAUUUAGAAGCUGGGGUCUGAGUCCACGAUCCAAACACUUCUACAACAACAGAUCAAGCACCAUCGGAGAGGAUACUCAGGAAAGUGGGAAGUUUAAAACCAGAGAAGAGAAUUGACCCAAAGUUCAACUGAAUUAAGAUUCUCACCCGUCAGUUCAUGGUCCUUUUUGGAAAAGUCAAAAAUGGAUCAUCCAGUAGACUCAAAGUGCAUUCGGCAUAAACUGGUGGAAUAAGUCAACCAGCAACAAUCAGAGCCAAAACCGUGGCCAAAACCGAUUUGUGAACAAUCCAGUUAAUGGUGAUCAACAUAUGAGCCUGUGUUCAAGGUCGAGCUCAUGUCAUGAAAGUUUAGUCAACAAGCGCUCUACAAAGAGUCAAAUAUUUUUCUUGGUCUCAAAGAACACUAUGUUCCUUUUAGUUAGACGCAAAAGAAGGUUCAAUUGCCAUGUAUAUGGGAAAUAUAGCUUGCGAUUGAUUGAUAUUCGAAAGCUAUGGCUUUUGGUGGCUGCUUGGUCUCCAUUGUGCGCCAGCAUGGCGCCAGUCAAACAAUACUCCUCAGCAUCUGUCGCAAAGUCCACCGGAGAGCCACGGAGAUUUUUGACAGACUUGGUAAAUAACAAUUACUUCCUGGAGAUAUGAGCUAGGUCGCACGUAUAACAGAACCCAAACACGCAUUCAAAGCACCCCUAGUGUAAAUGCCAGUUGUGUAACCGUGAGCAAAGGGCGAGCACACACAAACACGAUUCAUAAAAACAACAGUUCUGAGAAGUCCUUGCAUGACGACCGACUGUCACGGCUGUUUGUUCAAGCCUCCGUACGCAUUUACAGUCAUUUUAUCGCACAAACCACCCGAGGCAUCUCAUCUCUGCUUCUGCCUCCCCCAGCCCGUGUAUAAUCAAACAGUACUCCCCUUUAUGUUAACCUAUUACUAUCAUUCAUUGUACAUGAUGGUUCCAUAUAACAAAACUGUAUUAAGAUUCCUAUCCACUGUAUAAUGGUGCUAUUUUGUGGUUUGUUACUUGCAAGAGAUGGCUGAAAUACACAGAUGGCAGGGCUUACAUUGGAGGUCUUCCCUUUUGCACAGCCUUGUGGCCACCAUUUCAAUAGUGUUUUUAUUUGUAAGCGAGUAAAUGUAUCUUGUGUGAAAUCCGUGAAUGCAUGGAGAUUUAAAGAAAAAGAGAAGAUAAUACCAUGUCGUGGUUCCAAGAAGGCAAAAACGCUAUUUUUUUUCUACUGUUUUUGAAUCAUUUCGUCAAUAUGCAUCCCUUCUGCCAAAUAACUUGACGAAAGUACUGUGAACUGUGAUUCUUCCAAUUGUAUUGAGAUUGUUAAAAAGUCAUGGUUUGCUUUCGUCUGUCCUGUGUGUGUCUGUGUGUGUACAGGCACACAGCUGGAAGCCAAGGCGGUCAUUAUCGGUCAUUAAAAACACGCGAGACCACAUAACUGUAGCCACAAGUGGUAAUUACAAGAAAAUAAAAUAUUGAAUUUGCGUUCAUUUCCCAAGAAUCUCUUACGUCAGACACCAUUAUUUUCUUUUUUUUACCAAUACCCAUUGUUUCUAUUAAAUUUUCAAUAACGACAUUAAAGAGUGCGUGACAUCAACGCUGGUUAAUAUCGCACAUCUUCUAGAUUAAGGAACUACUUCCUGCUGGGUGUUUUAAUGUGAAGACACCGGCUAACACGUGGGUUCAGAUUGUGGCGACGGCUUGUGGGUGGGCCCAUGAAAAAUAUAUUUAUAACUUUUGAAUUUUGAUUAAUAAGACAUUAACACACAAUAAAAACGAAACAGAUGUUCACAUUUUGUUAUAAUUUGUUUAAAUUUUAUUAGGGUAUUUGAGAAUUGUACAAAAAAUAAAAGAACACGGUGGGACCGGCAAUCAAAGGAUUUGAUUUUGUGCGUUUUAUUCAGGCAUUUGCCCGGCGUCGUCUGUAGUUUCCAGCUGUGUGGAAUGCUUGUAAUAACGGCUUUCACAAUCUCCAAGUUGAUCGGCUUUUGAUUUUGACCUUUGCAGUCAUGAACGUCAUUGGCAAUUACCACAUUUACAAAAAUAUAUAAUGUUUUAAAUUAUAUCCAACCCCUACUCGGAAACAGCUGAAAGACAUUUCAUUAAAAACACAGCGUUGCUUAAUAGUCAAGUGGAGUUGCGGAAAAUGUGCGACAGUGGUUUUGCUAACGUUACGUUCGCGACAGUGGUUUUGCUAACGUUACGUUCGCGACAGUGGUUUUGCUAACGUUACGUUCGCGACAGUGGUUUUGCUAACGUUACGUUAGCGGAAGCUACUGGUGGGAGAAUGGCUGCGUUUUGUUGCUAAUCAAUUCAAUGUUUUGCUUUGUUGGCGGAGGAGCUGUUUACUUUACAUAGUCUAACCUUGAGAAUGAGCCAGGAGUUUGGUCCUUCAAAUUCAAACCUACUUUAACAGAAUUGAAAUUAAAAAAUGUGUUUUUUGUAAGAGGAUUCAUCAGUGUCAACAAAUUGUAUAAUCAGCCGACCUGGCGGUUGAAAUGAAAAAGAAGUUAGUUGUGGAACAGAUAACAGAACAAACCAAAGACUUUUCCUUAAAAACAAAGCCUCCCCCUUUUCUCCCCCAAAAAAAGCUCACCGUCCAACAAACUGUUUGAUUACAGCGCUGUUAUUUAUGGUGCUUGAUUGCCUUCUGUAGAAAAUAAAUACUGACAAAUUGUUCACCAUUCCUGCUGAAUAAACCACUUGUCAACAUCA